AUGGCACAGGAUGCAAAGUCCAAGCGUGCUUCUUCCGGCUUUUCUCUUCGAGGAAUAAUAAAACGGCCUGAUUUUUCUUCUUCCUGGGAAGAUGUCUUAGGUUUAACUCCCCCAACAGUUUCGGAAAGCACUGAAGAUCGUCCGCAAGACGAAAAUUCUAAAAGUCCCAUAGACACAAAGCUGUUGAUACAAGAAUUGCAAAAGCCUCACCCUAUAGAAACCCGUAUUAAACUUAUUAGAGAACUAUGUGAUAUUGUCACAAAAUACACUUUUUCUGAUAUGACCGAAGUAUGGGUUUGUGUUAGUGAGCUAUUAACGUCUGAUAAGGCCGAAGCAAGAAUUGUUGCCUUUCAGUUUAUGAUUUCUUGCAUAAAGGGACAACAUAUCGAUAAUUUAGGUUUUCUUAGAACAAUUUUUUAUGAUUGUAUAAAAUCUUAUAAUAAUGACCAAGAUUUUGAAAUUAGAUUAAUGGCAUUGAGAGAACUAUGUCAUGAUGGAAGAAAUAUUUCUUCUUUUGAAAAAAAUUUGGUAAAAUUACUUUCUGAAUGGGUUAACGAAACUGUACGACAAUUGGACAAUCAAAGCUCAACGGUUCAAAAACAAGAAGGGCAGACAAAUAUCAUGGCUCCUUUUUUAACUGCUGAACCAAUUGGUGAAUCAUUAGAUUCUGAUAUACCUCUACAACCAACCUUUACGACGAGGUUGCAAUCCGUAGUUAGUCUAUUGAUUAGUGUAGUUAAAUUUAAUUUUGCUCAAUUUGAGGAACAUGACAUUUCUCGACUUAUUGAAGAUAUUGCCAUCGCUUGUAGGAAAUCGAGAGAUAUCUUGGAUAUAGAAUGUUGCCUCAAUUUUUGGGAUAUAGUAGUACGAUAUGGUUAUGUACCUUCGUCUUCAUUGAAUUCGUAUGUUAAUGUGCUUUGCGAUAAAGUUAAUCGUGAUGGUUCGAUUUCACAAACAAGUUGGCAUAUAAUGCGUAACUUAUUAAGAAGCCAUUGCGAUUAUGGUACCAUCAAAAUAUUAUGUGAUAAUUUAAAUGCUGAAAUAGUAACUGUUGAGUCAACAAAUAUUUUACGAGGAUCUGUAUUGUUUUUAGGAGGGGCAUUAUGGGGAUCAGAAAGGGUCGAAACUCUUUCACAUACAUAUUCUGCUGCCCUUUCAGCAAUGAGUCAAUCAACAAAAUCUUAUCGAGAUCCUAUAGUUCAUUUUGAAGUUUUGAUUCAGAUUAGUGAACUUGUCACAAAAUAUGAAAAAACCAUUGCUUUACUAGAAUGGGAUAUCAUAUUAGAUAUUUUGGAUAAUACACGAUAUCAUUUUCUAGAGAGUAAAGCUUUGAAAGAAAAGGGGAAUUUUGUACUAGAUGAUGCUGCAGAUAUUGAUUUGGAUCGAUCUAGUGACUUAGCAGUUAUAAUAGCCUAUAGUAAACUAAUACUCCAAAUUCAGACUUUACACGCAUCUUCUUCAUUUGUUGGAUCUACCUCGCGUUUCAUAAGUCUCAUUCAAGACCUUAGGGAUCAUAUUUCCGAAAAUACUAUCAUUAUGCUCCUUGAAUAUUAUGAUGCAGAACAUACAUUAUAUCCAUCUUCACCUGAUUGGCUUGUUAUGUUAGUUGACGUAAUUAAUACAUUCUACAUUAAGAAAUCGUCAUCAAAGGUUCGUCAAAAAAUCUUAACAAUGACGAUGGAUGUAUAUGAGGUUACAAAAGAUAUCUAUCAGGAUAAGCUAUUAGAAGCUGUUAUAAUUCCUAUGUUGACUGAUUUGCCUGAAGAGAUUGAUCUUAAUUUAUCUAAUCCUUCUAUGGAAUUCUUGAUUAUUAUUCUUAAAGAGGCUCCAAGUUACUGGUUCUCUGCUUUGUUAAAAAUCCUAAUACAAUGUUGUCGUUGCAUUUGUACCUAUGAAAAAUCAGAUGCUAAACCAAGAUCCAUGCAUUCAUCGAUUUGUAAAUGUGUCUCUUCUACGGAAGGCCUUAUUAACAUAUUUCAGCAUUGUUUGUACAAGGCUGGCUUUUUGGAUGAAUGCAUCGAGGUUUUCACGGAAAUUAUUAAAAUUCUUGGUGAUAUUACAGCAUAUCCUAUAAUUUGUCGACUUACUUUAUUGCAAUUAUUGGUUAGAAUGAGUGCUGAUAAUGACCAUAGAAUUUAUUUUAUUGAAAAUUUAGAUUUAGUACAUAUUUUACAUCGCGAUGGAGUUGUGACAGAACAAAAUUCUUUACCAACAUCCACCUCUAGUAAUACCAGUGCUAGUUCGGGGAAAAGUAAUGUAAAAAAGAAAAUUGAGAGAAGGGGUAGUUUUAAAGACAUUGCAAAUUCGUUUCUUGACAAGAAAGAAUUCAUUAAAUCUCUAACACCGGAUGAAAAUAAAAAUAUUCCGGAAGAAAGUGUAAUCACAAUUCAACAAGAACGCCUCUGGCAAAUACCCGAGACUUUAAGCUUCAAACUUGUUUCUAGUCAUCCGAGUCCUUAUGUUCUUUCUUGUGAAAUGCCCCUAGAAAAAUCAGAUCUGUUUCAAAAGAUGUGUAGUGAAAAUAAAUCGGAAUCUGACAAGCUCGAUAUUCAAAGUAACACCUCACACGCGAAUGGAAAUGAAACAGAAUGUCGAUUUAGACAAAUUGUUCUACCAAUAAAUCUCUAUCUAAAGUGUUUGAUAGAUAUCCUUACAAAUGACAAAGAUUGGGAUAUAUAUUCGUACAUUUUAUGUCAUCUGCCAUCGCAAUUAAGUAGACAACACUUAUUUUGCGCUGCCUCUAACGAAAUUCUUAUUUUAAGAAGUUAUUUAUGCGAUUCGAUUUUGAACAGUAGGUUAGCAGAAGGCAUUUUACUUCCAGCAGAUAUUAAAAAAGUGGACGUGUAUGUUAUGGCUUAUCAAACAAUGAUAAUUCUCAUAAGUUAUCGCAACUUGUUUAGAAAGAAGGAGUGUGAUGAAUUAGUUUUGACGUUUAAUUUUGGCUUACAGAGAUGGGGACAUAGUGCAAAACCUUGUAUACAUGCUCUCAACAUUUGUUUAUAUGAGUUACCUCUUUCGGCUACAAAACAUCUUCAGAAUACACUCGACAGCUUGUCAAAGAUCAUAACGACUAGUACAAUGAGUGUUCAUAUUCUUGAAUUUCUUUCGGGAUUAGCCAGGCUUCCGGAUUUAUAUGUUAAUUUUACCGAAUCCGAUUACAAACGUGUAUUUGGUAUCGCAGUGCAGUACAUUCAAUAUAGUCAUGCUGCUGCUGGACAACAGUCCACAACUACUACUACAAAUUCCAUAAGUACUAAUGCAUUAAGUCAAUAUGAAAGUAUUAUGGCAUAUCAUGUCAUAUAUCUUUGGUUUAUGUCACUUAGAUUAUCAGAACGACGAAAAUAUGUAACAUUUAUCGUUCAUGGUCUAUUAGUUGCAAACGGAUCUACCCAGAAUGUUGACGAACAGACAGAGACGUGUUUCGAUAUGCUUGCGCGUUUCUCUUUUGCUAGUCCUGGACCCAAGCCCGAACCAUCGUAUAUAACACAAGUAUUAGCUGAUCAAGGAAAAGAUAAAGUAAAAUUGUCUACAUGGGUCCAAGGAAAUUCUUUUUUGACAAUAAAAACCAUGAAAUCGCUUGGGUGGUCUGAGAUUAUAAUACGUAGACCUUCUGGAACUGUUGCUUUUUUAUGUAAACUAGAAAAUCGUAACAAAUUAGAUGGCGUAGACCUUAUUACAUUACCAGCAACAUUAAUGGCUCAUUAUGAUCCUGAUUCACAAAACGUGAUUCCACUUCCGACUAAUAUAACUGAUAUGAUGUCUUGUCAUUCAGAGAUUAUAACUGGAGUUUCUCAACAAGAAAUAUCAGAUGUUCAUAUUGUAGAAACUCGGAAAAAUGAUUUAAAAAUUGAAGAAAAGCUCAUUAUAGUCAACCCGGAAAACGAAGGCUCCGAUCAAAAAACUUUAUCACACCCAGAAUCGUUAGAAAAUCAUAUCAAUCAAAGUCAUGUUACUGAAACGCAAUCAGAAUCAUCUCUUGAUGGAGAUAAGACGCCUCUCAUGACCUUUUCAACUAAACAGCAACGUGUUUUAAAAGAAAUUUUCACAUCACAUUCAUUAAAUGAAGAAAAUAACAUGUAUCGUAAGGAUGACCUUCACAUAGAUCCAAGCUUUUUAUUUCUACAAUUUUCACCCUAUCCUGAUCUCAUAUCUAAGGAAGUUCCUAAACUGUUACCGGACGAUGAUUCCACAACUCGCGCACUAUCGAUGUUGGAUCUUACGCCGGUUGUCGAUUUUUACAAAAUAGGGGUGUUAUAUGUUGGAAAAGACCAGUCCAAAGAAACAGAGAUUCUAUCUAAUAUACAUGGAUCUCAAGAUUAUAUCAAUUUUUUGAAUAAUUUGGGAACUUUGAUUCGAUUAAAGGACUGUAAACAUGUUUACACAGGAGGACUCGACACCGAGUACGACACAGACGGAGAAUAUGCAUACUAUUGGGAGGACGAUAUCACACAAGUAAUAUUUCAUUGUGCAACAUUAAUGCCAACGAACUUAGAGCGUGAUCCACAAUGUAGUCUCAAAAAACGACAUAUAGGCAAUGAUUAUGUUACUAUUGUUUACAAUGAUUCUGGACAUGAGUACGCGUUUGAUACGUUACCUAGUCACUUUAACUAUAUAAACAUUGUGAUUUCACCACAUUCCCUAAAAAGUCAAACAGAGUCUACAAACAAAAGUUCAUAUUUUAAGAUCCAAAUGCAGCGGCGUUCGGACAUGCCAGAAAUCGGACCUAUUACAGAAUUUAAGAUGGUAUCUUCAGAAGCUUUACCAGCAUUUGCACGUCAAACGGCUUUACAUGCAAACAUAUUUGCACAAAUAUUUCAACAAAGUGGAGGACCAAGAAAUAUGGAAUAUGUAUCAAAUUGGAAAGAUAGAUUAAGACAGAUUAAACGAUUUAAGGAACGGAUUAUAUCAUCAUUAAUCAAUGGAAGCAACGAAAAACAACAGAUUAGUGGAGAUAGUAUAGAAAAUAACAUGUUAUUAAGUUUGGAACCA
This is a messenger RNA of Cetraspora pellucida, 4989 nucleotides long. NCBI's taxonomy places the organism in Eukaryota, Fungi, Glomeromycota, Glomeromycetes, Diversisporales, Gigasporaceae. The record is from the annotation of a GenBank genome assembly.